AUGUCUCAUCUGAGCGAGGAUGGGUCUUCUCCCUUCCUGACAUCUUCACUCGGAAAGAGAAAACUUGGCAAAGACCACCCCAUCUCGCCACGACCAAGCCAGCAUGAUACCACAAAAGCCGAACAACCUGCUAAUGGCGAGAACUCCGAAAUGUCUGACGAUUCACCGACGCGCAUAAUUCACGAAGAUCUUGAUGAUCCCAUUUUCUCACAUGAUGCCGAAACCCCUGACUGGUACAGAGAGCCAGGCAGUCACGUGUGGUGGUCUGAUGGACCGGAUGAACGCAGUAUCCACGCAAAGCCUGCAGUUGCAGCCAUAUUCAUCCAUGCGGGUGCGGGAUACCACAGCACUACCAAUGAGAGACUACAUCUAGAUGCUUGCAGCGAUGCGGCCCGUGCUGCCAUGAAGUUACUCAAGUUGGGGGCCUCGGCCGUCGAAGGCGUUGAGGCAGCAAUCAAGGUAUUGGAGGAUAGAGAAAUUACGAACGCUGGGUUUGGGAGCAACUUGGCCAUUGAUGGGACUGUCGAAUGCGACGCGACCAUCGUCGACCAUUAUGGCAGGAGUGGCGCUUGUGGUGCGACACCCAACAUCAAGAAUCCCAUUAGCCUGGCAAAGAUGAUACUACUGGAGAGCCACAAAGCUCUCAGCCUUCGAAGAGUGCCGCCAAAUCUCCUUAUAGGGGAGGGUGCAAAGGACUUUGCUGUCAAACAUGGGAUGCCCCUGGUGCCCAACGAAUGGCUCGUGUCCAGAAAUGCAUUCGACCGCUAUGAGAGAUGGGCCAAGGAACUGAAAUCCGCUGAAGACGCUCUUGGCCACUCAACUCCUGCACUUGAUGUUUCUUCUUCGACAGAUGAUACUUUGCACAAGGGUCAUGAAAAGCGAGACCAUACAAAUGCCAUUGCGACGGGCACUUGGAACGAAGGACAACCUGAUUCCCCUGCACCGGCCACACCAUCAGACAGCAGAAUCAUGCCGAUGACUCCAAGCGCUCUGAAAGCCUUGCCACCCGUUUUGCACAAUUCGUCUAGCCCCAGAAGCUCGACCAAGGUAUCUACAGAUCGUAGUCCUCUAAGUUUCUUCGGAUCCCUUACGAGUCCGAGAUCAAACUCUGGAGGCACAAACCCAGGCUCACCUAUUCCAAAAAAGGCCCGAGUCAAGCGUGGAAUGAGCAAAGAUGGAAAGAGUGAGAUGGAGACUGGCGAUAGACCUAGCUCGGUCCACUCACCCAAAUCCGAUCAGGAGAUUUCCGAUACUGCUAAUCAAGAGUUGAUAUAUGAGAAAGGUGAGGACAAAAUUACAGAUACAGUUGGUGCCAUUGCAAUCGACCAGUGGGGAAAUAUGGCUGCUGGUUCUUCAUCGGGCGGUAUUGGCAUGAAACAUAUUGGUCGCAUUGGCCCCGCUGCAUUGGUUGGAAUUGGAACAGCCUUGAUUCCGCGUUCUGACAUGACAGACCGUCCCGCCAACGAGCGCGACACUACAAGAAAGGACAAAAACAAGGCGGCCGAGCCGGCAGAUUGGAAAACUGUGGCUGUUGUAACCAGCGGUACAGGUGAACACAUGGCUAUCUCACAGGCAUCUCAGAAGUGUGCGGAGCGACUGUACUAUGAGACAAAACGGGGAGCCGAUGGAAACGAUGUUCACGAAGAGGAUGAGACGAUUCUCAUGGAGAACUUUGUUGUUCAGGAUUUCCAGAAGCACCCUGGUGUGCUACGAACGCCGUCUGCCAGUGCCAUUGGUGCUAUGGCCGUGAAGCAGACUUCCAGAGGUUAUUAUUUGUUCUUUGCGCAUAACACAGACAGCUUUGCGUUGGCUAGCAUGUCUAGUAAUGAUCGCCAGCCUCAUUGUGUCAUGAGCCGACUGGGUGAAGGCAGCAUGGGAGUUGCGCAAGGAUCAAGAAAGAUUGCAUCAAGCUGA
Messenger RNA from Pestalotiopsis fici W106-1, 1914 nucleotides. RefSeq lists its product as uncharacterized. The transcript has 3 exons. Gene Ontology annotation, molecular function: threonine-type endopeptidase activity. The coding region runs from base 1 to 1914 and encodes 637 amino acids. Gene Ontology annotation, biological process: protein maturation. Lineage: Eukaryota; Fungi; Ascomycota; Sordariomycetes; Amphisphaeriales; Sporocadaceae. The record is from RefSeq and is a predicted model, not a curated record.